Messenger RNA from Anopheles aquasalis, 1592 nucleotides. RefSeq lists its product as uncharacterized. Lineage: Eukaryota; Metazoa; Arthropoda; Insecta; Diptera; Culicidae. The record is from RefSeq and is a predicted model, not a curated record.
UGUCGUCACGGAGAAUGUCGGAGAACCGCGUGCGGUUUCGUUCCAUGUCGGUCUCUCCGAUUUGAAUAUCACUCGUUCGCCUUUAAAGCGUGGGAGACGCAUGGUCGGUACGGGCGCGAUUUCUAUCGUCGGUCAACAAACGCGUGCACAGCAAACGAUCACCUCGUCGGAGUAGCUGGGUUCACGUACAGCUUGGGAAUCGGGUGAUUUCGGACCACCCUUUCAAAUCGUGUUCUACUGCACUAUGUGACACGGAAGUGACGAUCGUGAUCUACACUAAAAUUGCGUAGUUUAACAUUACCAGAGUUCUGAUACCGCGUCGAUAUGAUAUCGACGAGCAACAUGAUUCACGCGAACGUGCCUCCACUGGUGUAUGUUAUGAUGAGAUCAUAACUCGCUGGCUGCAGCAUAUUCAAUGAGGUAAUACGUUAUUUCUAAGCUGGCCCGGAAUACGCGACUCGUCAACCACCGAACGAGUCAAGGACAAGCAGGCAUUCAACACAGAAAGUUCGGUGUUUCUCUCGUUCUCAGCAGGCGGGGCAGUGCGACUACCAAAGCGUCGAUCAAAAUGCAUGCGUUGUCAAAAUCGUGUUUUACAUAAAUCUGUUUUAGUAUCCGAGUAAGCUAGUUUACAAUCUGCUGCUAUCAUGACUGUAGUGCUGUCCUAUCAUCGAAUCGUUGAAAGAGAACCGGCUGAGGUGGACUCUAGGUGGAAAUCAUAUACAGCCAUUUUGCUGCUCGUUAUCGUUGCUUCCUGCCUCGUGCUCAGCUUUAGUCUGCAUGGCCUGCUGGUGGACUUUAAGUACAACUGUCUGCUGGAUGCAAAUUUAAAGUUCAAUUUGAAGGCCAACCAAACGUUUGGAGAUGGUUCGAAUAAUCCCACCAUUUCCCCGUUUCCCGAUUAUACUAUCGACGAAUACUGGAGCAGCUGGAGUGAUGGCGCUUAUUGUGAGACGCUUAAAUACGUGCCGCUCUUGCAAGGUAUCUCCAGCACCAUAUGGCUUGCCCUCUUCCUAAUCCAUGGCCCUGGAAGAAUAAUGCCCCAACCAUGGCGUAUCGUGUUUCCAUCGUUGAUCUACUUUUUCGGCUGCUUGGUCACCUCUGCUGUAACGGCCAGCUUCAUUACUCAAGGACUGGCCAAAUUUUGCACCGAGUUCUGGCAAGUGGAUACCAAAAGGGACUACAGCUGUGCUCAAUACGUCGUGUUUUUUGCGCUCACGAAGGAACCGUCCGCCCUGGUGCAAGGCGAUAAGAACUUUCUACUCGCGUUGGUCUUCCCCUGGAUAUGGGUCGGGGCAACGUGUCUAGGGUUUCUGAUACUGUUGCUGCGCAUCGUGUUAAUGGUGGACUUUCAACUUAUGCGGGUAGACAUUUUAAGGCACCAGUCGUAAAUCCAGAGAGGGUUAUUUCAGUCGUUGCAGCUAUUUGAAUCAAACUGGUCAAGACAACGUGCCACUGGAUGUUUCAGUUGUAAAUAGAUCUUUCGUGUUAGGUAGGGUAGAACGUAUUAUACAUAUUACGCAUAGCAUUAAUGAGUCGUGAGUGUUAAGCAGUAUUUCCUAGCUUUCCAUUCCACCGCGUUCGAAGGUAAU